AUGUUCUUCGUUUUGUCUUCAUUCUUCGGUAUUCUAGUUCAUCAAGUCUAUGUACGUAUCAAUGAACUGAGUGAAUCCGGUUUAAUUGAAAAUCAACAUGGUUCCAAUGGGACAAUUACUUGUAAUGCAUAUGAUGGUUAUUUACAAUUUAUUCUACCGGAUGCAACUUACACAUGGGAAGUGGAACGUAUCAAUGGUGAACGUGUUCAUCCAAAUCUAAUCGCUAAUCAAGUUGAAAUGAAUCACAAUGAAUUGCGAUAUUAUGGUUUAUCAUCAAUAGCGAAUAAAUUACGACUGCGUUGUAUUGCAGUGAAUAAUACCGCGCGUUAUAUUUCAUCUGAUUUUAGUUUUCGUGUAUUCGGUAGUAGUGGUAGUGGGAAUGAUAAAUUUGCCCCAGCGAAAACCGCGGAUAUUGAACCAGGUGCAGUGAAAUGGAUCAGUGGAGGUGGUGAAGAACGAAUCACAUUGAAAAUUGGCGGUAAAAAUGAUUUAACCAAUCAUGUCACGAUUAAAGAUGGUGAAAAUGUUCAAUUGAAUUGUACCGCUUAUGGUA
Molecule: messenger RNA, 553 nt
Organism: Schistosoma turkestanicum
Lineage: Eukaryota; Metazoa; Platyhelminthes; Trematoda; Strigeidida; Schistosomatidae
Source: the annotation of a GenBank genome assembly